AUGAAAGCCAUCUCACGCCGACUUCCCUCGGGGGCUGUCAUUCCUCUCAUCACCAGGUCAAGGAUCUUACCGACCUACAUCCGAACGCAUAGACAAUAUAGACAAAUCUCCUCCCUGCAGUUUACAAUCCCUUCUUCUUCUUCUUCCUCAUCUCAUCCGCCCAAUCUGGUCACUACUACCUCACCCGCCAAGCCUCACUUCAAGAAGAUCCUCAUUGCUAAUAGAGGUGAAAUAGCAUGUCGUAUCGUCCGAACUGCCCGAAAACUAGGAGUAAAGACCGUAGCAGUGUUCAGUGAGGCUGAUAAGGGCUGCAUACAUGUACAAAUGGCAGACGAAGCUAAUUGUAUCGGACCAGCACCAAGCUCCGAGAGCUAUCUGAAUAUCGAUAAGAUAUUGGCAGUAGCUACAGCGACAGGAGCAGAGGCGAUUCAUCCGGGAUACGGAUUCUUAUCUGAGUCUUCAGUUUUCGCAGAACGGAUCAAAGAUGCUGGUUUGGUAUUCAUUGGACCUCCCACAUCAGCGAUAAAGAGUAUGGGAUCGAAAAGGGAGAGUAAGGAAAUCAUGACUGCUGCUGGCGUACCUUGUGUACCUGGAUAUCACGGUGCCGACCAGUCCCCCUCUGCUCUCUUAAAAGGAGCCGAGCAAACAGCUUAUCCCCUCCUUAUCAAACCUACUCACGGAGGAGGUGGCAAGGGUAUGAGGAUCGUCAGAGAUCCAAAAUCGUUUGAAGAUGAAUUGAUCUCAGCUAAAAGAGAAGCUAUAAAAUCAUUUUCGAACGAUGAAGUAUUACUGGAAAGGUGGUUGGAGAAACCUAGACAUGUCGAAGUUCAGGUUUUCGCGGAUACAUUUGGAAAUACGGUGGCUCUGGCUGAGAGGGAUUGUUCAGUUCAAAGAAGGCAUCAAAAGAUAAUCGAAGAAGCUCCUGCACCUGGACUGAGUCCUGAGCUCAAGAAGGAUUUCGCAGAGAAAGCUGUGGCUGCUGUCAAAGCGGUCAAUUACGUUGGAGCAGGAACAGUCGAGUUUAUCAUGGAUGCUGAAACUGGGGAAUACUUCUUCAUGGAAAUGAAUACCCGAUUACAAGUAGAACAUCCUGUCACAGAGAUGGUCACUGGUAUUGACCUGGUUGAAUGGCAAUUAUCCGUGGCAGCUGGAAAUUCACUACCGUUGACUCAAGACCAGAUACCUUGCAAUGGUCAUGCAUUCGAGGCUAGGAUCUACGCUGAGAGACCCGAAUCCAAUUUCUUGCCUGAUGCUGGAAGGCUGCUCCAUACCAAGGCACCCGUCAACGUACCUCACCGACUGGAGACGGGUUUCUGGGAAGGCGAUGAGAUCAGUUCGUACUACGAUCCCAUGAUCUCCAAGCUUAUCGUUCAUGGACCCGAUCGAUCGUCUGCCCUUUCGCUCCUCCGCUCAGCGCUAGGUGAAUAUCAAGUUGUAGGCCCCUCGACCAAUAUAGAGUUCCUCAAAUCAGUAGCGGGUCACGAAGUCUUCGCAAGCGGUCCUGUGGAGACUAGUUUUGUUCCUACGUACCAGACCGACCUCUUUCCCCCACGUCAUAUCCCCACUGAAGUACUGGCUCAAGCUGCCCUCUACCUUACUCUUAGAUCUGAAAAUGCCCAUCAAGUACUAAGUGAUGGUCCAUGGUCUAGACUAGUUAAUCGACGUUUUGGUGAUGAGGUGAUCAAAGAAUACAAGAUAGAUGAUCACCUGAUCAAACUCAAAUAUGUCGAUCAAGGAUAUAUGAUCAGUAUAGAUUCGGAAUAUUGGAUUAAUAUCCCAUCAAGUCAAUUGAACCAGGAAGGAAUAGAAUUGAUCAGUGAGAUUGAAAAUGAUCAUGUGAGAUCGACAAUUAUUCCCGUUGCCUCAAGCGGACAUGGACAUGGUAGAAGUGGAGAAGAGAAAUUGCAUAUAUUUGCGUCUUCUUCACAUUACAUCGUAACUCAUCAACCUACUUUACUUGAAGAUCCAUCUCUAUCCACAUCUACUUCUAACGGAAAUAACCAAGAUAAGCUUGUAUCGCCUAUGCCAGCUACGGUUGUAGAAGUGAAAGUAAAGUCUGGAGACGAGGUGAGAGAGAAUCAAGUGCUGGUAGUGCUAGGAAGUAUGAAGAUGGAAAUAUCCAUUAGAGCAUCCAAAGAUGGAGUUGUCGGUGAAGUGAAUGUGGAGAAAGGAAAGGUCGUUCAGGAAGGUGAAGUAUUGGUCGAGUUGGCGAAGCAAUAA
Molecule: messenger RNA, 2220 nt
Organism: Kwoniella mangroviensis CBS 8507
Lineage: Eukaryota; Fungi; Basidiomycota; Tremellomycetes; Tremellales; Cryptococcaceae
Product: acetyl-CoA carboxylase, biotin carboxylase subunit
Exons: 15
Coding region: 1-2220 (739 amino acids)
Cellular component (GO): mitochondrion
Molecular function (GO): methylcrotonoyl-CoA carboxylase activity; ATP binding; metal ion binding
Source: RefSeq, a predicted model, not a curated record